This is a messenger RNA of Didymodactylos carnosus, 1493 nucleotides long. The record is from the annotation of a GenBank genome assembly. Lineage: Eukaryota; Metazoa; Rotifera; Eurotatoria; Philodinida; Philodinidae.
AUGCCGUUAUUCAAGAAAAAAGAGGGUAUUGUUGAAAUGGAAGAGGAUGGUGGAUCGUAUGGAUUUGAUAUUAAUGUUACCCAGUUGGUUGAGCUGAUGGAAUUACAUGGAAAAGAAUUGAUUGACAAAUUAAAUAAUGAUUAUGGAGGAUUAAAUGGUCUCUUACAAAAAUUAAAAGCAAAUUCACAAAAAGGAUUAGAGUCAGAUAAUGAAACGGACUUGGAGGAAAGACGGAAUGUGUUUGGGGAGAAUAAAAUACCGCCGAAACCAAUGAAAAGUUUUCUCAAGUUAUGCUGGGAAGCAUUACACGAUUUAAUGAUAAUUAUUCUGCUUGUCUGUUCCAUUGUGUCUAUCGGACUCUCAUUCUACAAGGCACCAGACGAGAACAACUCCACAAAUAAAAAAGGUGUAGCAAUUUUGAUUGCAGUGCUAGUUGUUGUGACGGUGACGGCCUUCAACGAUUGGAGAAAAGAAAAACAAUUUCGUGGUUUACAAACAAAAAUUGAAAGUGAUCAAUUAUCAAAUGUUGUUCGAGAUGGAAAAGUUCAACAAGUUAAUGUAUUUGACCUUGUUGUGGGAGAUAUGUGCCUUAUUAAAUAUGGUAAAUACAACAAAAAACAACAACACCCUAAGAUUUCUUUUCUAAAGAAACCUACUCAUUGUUUCAAUAGGUGAUUUACUACCCGCCGAUGGAAUACUGGUUCAAUCUAGUGAUGUCCAAAUAGAUGAAUCAUCACUAACGGGUAAGUUGUCGUUGUCCUAGUCGAGACUCCCGGAAAAAAGUCCUGCGAGAGUCCCGCGGGAUUUUUGAUAAACUCCUGCUAGAGUCUCGGUAAAAUCCCGAAAAAUCUAAACAAAAUUGAAAAAUGUCCCACGAGAGUCCCAGCAGAAUCCCGUGACGGGAGUCCCUAUAAAAUCCCACAAGAGUCCCUCAAGACAGCUCAGAAACGUCUUAAAUUAAAUAUUCAACUCUUUUCUGCAUUUUGAGAUCUCUUCGGACUCUAGAAAAUCUAUUCUCAAAAAGUUAUGGCUUAAAACCCCGCUAGCUAUGUUUCGAUUUAUUUUUUGGAAAAGUAUUACUCGGCGUUUUAAUCAUAACUUUUUGAGGUUAUAUUUUCUAGAGUCCAAAGGGAUCUCAAAAUGCAGAAAACAGUUGAAUAUUUAAUUUAAGACGUGUCCGAACUGUCUAUGAUUCCACUAUGUUUUACUCGGACUUUUCGUCGAGAACACGGUGCAAUCAAAUGUUAAUGAUUGCACCGAGCAGACAAUGCUUUUCUUAUGUUAUAAUUUUAAAUUAUAACUUAUAAUCUCUAUCUGAAAAGGAAAAAUCAGUAUGGAUACAGAAGCAGGUAAUAAAUUCAGAAGAUGUACACAGCAAAUUCAGCACUCUGUUCCCUUAUCUAAAUAGGACUCAUUUUCGCUAGUCACAAAGUUACAGUAUCGGAUUUUUGGACAAGUUUUGUUUUGAGACACACCUCUUUCACAUAUUAACU